This is a messenger RNA of Xenopus laevis (African clawed frog), 4713 nucleotides long. RefSeq names its product chloride channel, voltage-sensitive 6 L homeolog (gene clcn6.L). The coding region runs from base 109 to 2733 and encodes 874 amino acids. Gene Ontology annotation, cellular component: membrane; endosome membrane; late endosome membrane. The transcript has 23 exons. Gene Ontology annotation, molecular function: chloride channel activity; voltage-gated chloride channel activity; chloride transmembrane transporter activity. Gene Ontology annotation, biological process: chloride transport; transmembrane transport; chloride transmembrane transport. The record is from RefSeq and is a predicted model, not a curated record. Lineage: Eukaryota; Metazoa; Chordata; Amphibia; Anura; Pipidae.
GUCAUGUGACUGGAAAGGGGCGGGGUACAUCCGAACAAUGCCUGCUAGUGGUACAACACUGUCAUAGGGUAGCGAGGGGGAUCUGCUGGUGUUGUUAUCACGUGUUAUAUGACACUCUGGGAGGGGGGCAUAAAAAAAAAGAUGGCGUGCUGUGGGGGUUCGGUGUGCUGUUGCUGCGGGAAUCGAGAGAGCCGCACCCCAGAGGAAUUGACUAUACUAGGGGAAACACAUGAAGAAGAUGAGGAGAUUCUACCCCGGAAAGAUUAUGAAAGCUUGGAUUAUGACAGAUGUAUUAGUGAUCCAUAUCUUGAAGUUCUGGAGAGUAUCAACUAUAAGAGAGCCUGGAGGUACGAGGCAGUGAAAUGGAUAAUGGUCUUUGCUAUAGGAGUCUGCACAGGACUGGUUGGACUCUUUGUAGAUUUCUUUGUCCAGCUCUUCUCCCGGUUUAAGUAUAGAGUGGUGCAAGGUUCUGUUGAAGAAUGUACUGAGAGGGGUUGUUUGGCACUUUCACUUUUGGAGCUCCUGGGAUUUAACUUGACUUUUACCUUCAUUGCAACACUCUUUGUCCUAAUUCAGCCUGUGGCAGCUGGUUCUGGGAUACCAGAGAUAAAAUGUUACCUAAAUGGGGUGAAGGUUCCAGGUGUAGUCCGUCUCCGUACAUUAGUGUGCAAGGCUUUGGGCGUCUUAUUCAGUGUGUCUGGAGGUCUUUUUGUAGGCAAGGAAGGCCCGAUGAUUCACAGUGGUGCAGUUGUAGGAGCAGGUUUACCCCAGUUUCAGAGCAUGUCUUUCCAGAAGAUACGUUUUGAUUUUCCAUAUUUCAGGAGUGACCGGGACAAGAGAGACUUUGUAUCUGCUGGAGCAGCUGCUGGUGUAGCUGCUGCUUUUGGUGCACCUAUCGGAGGUACGCUAUUCAGUUUGGAAGAGGGGUCCUCAUUCUGGAAUCAGGGCCUCACAUGGAAAGUGCUCUUCUGUUCCAUGUCAGCAACAUUUACCCUGAAUUUCUUCCGUUCUGGGAUUCAGUUUUCAAGCUGGGGAUCAUUUCAACUACCCGGGCUGCUUAAUUUUGGAGAGUUUAAGUGCUCUGAUGCUGAUAAGAAGUGUCAUCUGUGGACCAUUGUAGACCUUGCAUUCUUCAUUGUUAUGGGUGUGACAGGAGGUUUGCUCGGGGCAACUUUCAACUGUCUGAAUAAAAGGCUAGCUAAAUAUCGCAUGAAAAAUGUUCACCCCAAACCAAAACUUGUCAGAGUGUUUGAAAGUUUGCUGAUUUCUCUGGUUACUACAGUGAUCAUAUUUGUUGCAUCCAUGGUUCUAGGAGAAUGUAGGGAAUUGUCUCCUCACUGGAGCAAUACUUCCCUUACUUUUCAGGUCUCUUCAUCAGAAGAAGUAAAUUCAAGUAUCAAGACAUUCUUCUGUCCUAACAAUACAUACAAUGACAUGGCAACACUUUUCUUCAAUCCUCAGGAAUCUGCAAUUUUACAGCUUUUUCACCAGGAUGGCACUUUCAGCCCAGUCACUCUAUCUAUUUUCUGCUGUAUGUACUUCCUCCUCUCCUGCUGGACGUAUGGUCUCUCUGUUCCCAGUGGUCUAUUUGUGCCUUCAUUACUUUGUGGUGCAGCCUAUGGACGCUUGGUUGCUAAUCUUCUUAAAAGCUACCUUGGAUUGUCACACAUAUACUCUGGAACUUUUGCCCUAAUUGGUGCUGCAGCCUUCCUUGGUGGUGUGGUUCGUAUGACUAUCAGCCUUACAGUCAUUCUCAUUGAAUCAACUAAUGAGAUUUCUUAUGGGUUGCCAAUAAUGAUCACAUUAAUGGUGGCAAAAUGGACCGGCGAUUUUUUUAACAAAGGCAUUUAUGAUAUCCACGUGGAACUAAGAGGUGUUCCUCUGUUGGAAUGGGAGACUGAAGAGGAAAUGGACAAGCUGAGAGCCUGUGACAUCAUGGAACCCAACCUAACAUAUGUUUAUCCACACACCCGUAUUCAGUCCUUAGUCAGCAUCCUUCGUACAACUGCCCAUCAUGCAUUUCCUGUAGUGACUGAGAACCGUGGCAAUGAAAAAGAAUUCAUGAAAGGAAACCAACUAAUCAGUAACAAUAUUAAAUUUAAGAAAGCAAGCAUUUUGACACGGGCUGGAGAGCAGAGAAAGCGAAGUCAGUCUAUGAAGUCUUAUCCAUCUAGUGAGCUACGUAAUAUGUGCGAUGAGCACAUUGCUGCUGAAGAACCUGUUGAGAAAGAGGAUAUGCUGCAGCAGAUGUUGGAACGCAGGUAUACCCCUUAUCCCAACCUUUACCCUGAUCAGUCUCCAAGUGAGGAGUGGACAAUGGAAGAACGGUUUAGGCCUUUGACUUUCCAUGGUAUCAUCCUUCGUUCCCAGCUGGUCACGUUGUUAGUUCGUGGAGUAUGCUAUGCUGAGAAUCAGUCUAGUGCUAGCCAGCCCCGCCUUUCACAUGCAGAAAUGUGUGAAGAUUAUCCACGUUACCCUGACAUACAUGAUGUUAACCUUACUCUCCUGAAUCCAAGAAUGAUUGUGGAUGUUGCACCCUACAUGAACCCUUGUCCCUUCUCUGUGUCACCGAAUACCCACGUCUCUCAGGUAUUCAACCUGUUCAGAACAAUGGGACUGAGGCAUUUACCAGUGGUGAAUGCGAUUGGAGAGAUUGUUGGAAUAAUAACACGGCACAAUUUAACCCAUGAAUUUCUGCAAGCCCGUCUAAGGCAGCAUUAUAUGACUUCCUGAUGCUACUCUGCAAGAAAAAAUUUCAGCCCAUUCAAGGAUGGAUCUCUUCACCUUUAUGGAGGACUGAACCUUCCAGGACUGUUCAUUUGGGUUCAGGCAAAAUAAAAACUGGUUUGAUGCCUCUACUAAGACCCAUAAAUGGCCUUUUGCCUUCCCCUGUCUCUUUACCCAACAUAAUCCAGAUUUGGCUUGAUUCUGCUGCUGAGUAUUGUAAAAGAAGGCUACUUAUAGCAUGAAACAUGACAUGAUUUUUGGGGGAAUUAUAAACCUAUGUUCAGCAUGAGCCAUAUAAUUAGGAGUUUGAAACUGUGUUGUGCCUACUGUUUUAACUUUCAAAAUUAAAAUGUGAGAGUGUACUGUAUAGCAUUGCAUUUGAAGAAUACCUGCUGCUGUGUUUUUAGGCCAAUUUUGCCUCCCAAAGCACAGGUGUUUCUCACAAUGGAGGGCAUUUUGCUCCUGUAUAAAAGCACUAGUAAAACCGUAAACUGCAAAAUAGCGUUCAUCAUUGCCUUCAAAUACUUACAUAUCAAAUACUUUUUUUUUCCUUAUAUCAACAAAUCAUUAGGAUGGCGCCAGUUUUAUGCACCAGGAAAUAUGCAAGCAGAAAAGUGCCUAUAAUUGUUUUUUUAGUUCUACAUUUGUUUAACGCAACACAGAUAGGCAACAUACAAUUUUUAUCAGAAUGUCUGUUCAGAUUCUCCCAUUUAAACUUUUCUUUGCCCAAAUUAUAUGGGACACAGUAAAAGUGAAUGCAAUAUAGGAACUUGUUAUGUCUCUCUUUAGGCAUGUGAGCAUUUAUGAACUGAAAUGAAAUUUUACAGAAUUUAAUAAUUUCCCAUUAAAUGAAUGGGAGCCUCAAAAGGCAGGUUUAAAAGCAAAACCAUACACUAUUUGGCCUUUUUAAGUGAAAAAUACAUUUAUUUAUUUUUUUGCUCAUGUUGAACUUAGAUUAAUAAUUCCCCCUGUAAAAGAUUUUUCAAGCAAACAGUGUCUAUUAAGCAUACAUCUUUCAUCUCCUAUCAGUGUAUCAUUUAGUUACUAUUUCCUGCAUUUUAUUUCAUUACACUCGCACAGAGAUAGCAUCUAGGUCUGUUUUCUCUGUCUACAGAAGAUAUGUUUUAUUCCUCAAGCUACUAUAUUGUGAUUAUACUAGUUAUUUGACUAAAUUUACAGUGAUGUUCAACAUAUAGCUUUUUAAAUUAACCUUGUUAGAUCUGAUACUGUUAUGGCAUCUUCCCCCUCCAGGGCUGAAGUAAAGGCAGCACAAAGAGGGCAUUUGCUCUUGUCCUCCAGCCGAAGAGGGGCUUCUUUUUAAAAGGUUCAAAUUGCAUAGCAAUUUUUUGUGUAUUUUAAUAUUUGCAGGGUCACUAUAUUCUCAUAAUUUGUUUGCUGAAUUUUGCACUGUAUGGUCAAAGUGUGGACAUUUGCCUGUCAAAACAUCUAAAUUUAAAACCAAGGGUAUUUAAUAUGAUCUUGGAUCUCUUAUGCUGCUAAAACAGCCUCUACCCUCUAUUCAACUACAUGUUUACAAGUUAUUGGUGUAAUAAUGUAAACGUUUUGGUAGAUCGUGCCUGACUGCAUUCGAUUUCCAGUUCAUCCCUCAAGUGUUAAGUUGCAUCAAGUGCUCUGUACAAGUCUUGUUAUGUUCUUCUACUCCCAUGUCUGCAGACUAAUUCUGAUUCUAAUGGACCUUACUUUUUGCACUAUAUUAUUGUCCUGCAGGAUAGAGCCUUCUCCAAAUUAUUGUCUUAGUAGGAAGCAUAACAUUGUCAAGAAUGUUAUCCAUACGAUGUUGUGGUGGCAGGCAAUAUCAGCAGUUUUGGAUUGUCUGUAAUUACCAAUUCAACAUUAGGAGUGUCCACAUACUUUUGUCCAUAUAGUGUAUAAUGACCAGAUUUCUACAGGCAGUUGUUGUAUUUCCUGACCCUCCAGCUGUUGUUUUUUCAACAGUAACCUAAAAGCUGCAAGUUGCAUAUUUCU